Messenger RNA from Symbiodinium sp. CCMP2456, 321 nucleotides. The record is from the annotation of a GenBank genome assembly. NCBI's taxonomy places the organism in Eukaryota, Dinophyceae, Suessiales, Symbiodiniaceae.
GAGGCCCACAAAGACGACUUCCUUCCCACCUUGGCCUCCGAGGCCAUUAGCAGCGUCGAAGCGGGUCCACCCCAAGGUUUUCGGGCGGCCGGCCUUCCUCAGCGGGUAGAAGAGCUGCCCAGCGAGGCGGGAACCGGCCAUCCCAACCACGCCGUGGGUCGCAUGAUCCUCCCGGAGAGCAUCCCAAAAGGUCUGACGGUUCUGGAGCAGCUGACUUACCUCGGCUUCGACCUUCGGCCAGCCGAGUGGGCCUCAAGAAGAAGUCUCACUCUUGAGGAUGCCGUCAACUUGCUGAGCGGACAGGCCUCCGUCCAGUUAUGA